CGGGGAGGAGGAGAGUAUAAGAGGAGAAACAGUGAGUGAGAGAAAGAGAGAGAUUAACCUCCACCAACCCACUGCUGCUUCUGGGACAGGUGCCAUUCCUCAGAUCCCAUCAAACCCAGUCUACUCCUCUCUCUCUCUCUUUCUCUCUCUGUCUCUCUAUACAUCUAUCUGUGUGGCCACCUCUCUCCAUCUCAGUCUCCCUGCACAAUGGAGUCUGCCAUCAGCACCCUGGUCUCCCAGUUUAAGACCUUCGCAGGGAAGGACGGAUCCUCUGACACGCUGAGCAAAGAGGAGUUUCGCAGCCUGGUGACAUCCCAGCUGCCCACCUUCGUCAAGAACUCCAGUGACCCAGCAGUGAUCGACCAGCUCAUGGGCUCACUGGAUGAAAAUAAUGACGGCGAGCUGACCUUCUUGGAGUUCUGGCAACUGAUUGGCAGCCUGGCCAACAAGCACGGAGGCUUCAGCCAAUAGGAGAACAGGUGUACAAGCCGGAUUUCCAUACCCUGAUGGAAAGAUCAAGUAUUUUUGAAUUGCUGACCCAAACGUCAACAAUAAUGAAAAUGUUUUUGUUGGGUUUUUUCUGUUCUGUAAAUGAGUAAAAAUGAAUUUAUUUAUUGACAAAGUUUUGCCCUGUAAAGUUUUGGAUCUUCCGUUACUCCUCAGUCAUCCCCUACACCUCACUGCUACCGUCAGCUUCUCACUGCACCGCUCUAAACAAUCUUUGUCUGCCAGUUGCAACAGAAAUCUCUCUCUCCCUGUUUAACCAGUGUAAUUAUGUUAUGGCACUGCACCUCACCAACUAGACUAGAAGCAAUGCUAUUUCCUGACAAUUCAUAGACAUACGAAAAAAAAUUGGUGGUCUUCGCACCAGGUGGGAGUUAAAAGACUCCAAUUAUGGAACGGUAGACAGUAAAUUGUGUUUGUGGAUUUGAGAGUACAUUUCUGUACUAGAUGUUUAUGUAUUGUUAGGAAUUUGUUAAUUUGUUAUGAUAUAGUUGUUUCAUAAGCAGUCUCAUAUUUCAUCAUUGUGUACCUCAUGAAUCUGUGAUCUACCCAGGGCUUCAGUCUUAAUUAAAUACAACUCGUUGAAAAUUAA
Messenger RNA from Anguilla anguilla (European eel), 1096 nucleotides. RefSeq names its product protein S100-A11-like. Gene Ontology annotation, cellular component: perinuclear region of cytoplasm. The record is from RefSeq and is a predicted model, not a curated record. Lineage: Eukaryota; Metazoa; Chordata; Actinopteri; Anguilliformes; Anguillidae. Bases 208 to 471 code for a protein of 87 amino acids. Gene Ontology annotation, molecular function: calcium ion binding; transition metal ion binding. The transcript has 3 exons.